Colletotrichum higginsianum IMI 349063 is the source of this 1554-nucleotide messenger RNA. RefSeq names its product C2H2 transcription factor. The coding region runs from base 1 to 1554 and encodes 517 amino acids. The record is from RefSeq and is a predicted model, not a curated record. The transcript is spliced from 2 exons. Gene Ontology annotation, cellular component: nucleus. Gene Ontology annotation, biological process: regulation of transcription by RNA polymerase II. Lineage: Eukaryota; Fungi; Ascomycota; Sordariomycetes; Glomerellales; Glomerellaceae.
AUGACGAAGAGGAAGGCAAGAGAGGCCUUCGUCGUCUCGGACCCCAAAAGGUCCAAGGUAGAGAUCCUGGAAGAUGCCGCUCCCAGCGACGACGAGUACGAUGACACUGCCAGCAACUCUGGGUCGACGGUGGACGCAGAGGUAGAGUCGGUGCAGACUGGCCAGACCUCCCUCACCACCCGCUCCCGCAAAUUCCCCUCGGACCUGAAGACGAUACCCUGCACCUACCCGGACUGCAACAAGACCUUCAACCGGCCGGCCCGCCUGGCUGCCCACCUCCGCUCUCACACGGACGACCGUCCCUUCAAGUGUACCUACCCCGGCUGCGACAAGGACUACCGCGAGGAGAAGCACCUGCGCCAGCACGUCAAGGGCUCCCACACCCAAGAGCGCAGCUACACCUGCAGCCAUGAUGGCUGCGGCAAGUCCUUCCUCACGGCGACCCGCCUGCGCCGCCAUCAGGACGUUCACGCCGGCCAGGAGCGCUUUCGGUGCCGUGACUUCCCUCCCUGCAACCAGAGCUUCCGCAAGCACAACACCCUCCAGCGCCACAUCCGCUCCGAGCACCUCGGCGCCCAUGCCUACCCAUGCACGGCGCCCGGCUGCGGCGCGGGCUUCGACUCUCAAGGCGCGCUGCGGAACCACACACGGCGCGAACACAGCGAGCCUCAGUUCUGGUGCGAGGAGUGUGGCGGCGACAAUGGCGAGGUCAGGGUUGGCUUCACAACACUCGCGCUGCUGCAGGCGCACAUCCGCAAGGAGCACCUGAACUGCAUCUUCUGCGAAUUUAAGUGCACGGGGCAGUGGGAGCUGGAGCGACACGUCGAGAUGCGUCACUCGGGCAUCCCCGUCGAUGCGCGCAAGACCAUUCCCUGUACCUGGGAGGGCUGCGACAAGAGGUUCACCAAGAAGCACAACCUCACCGUGCACAUCCGCACGGCGCACGAGGGCUUCCGCUUCGUCUGCGGCGAGGUCGACGUCAAAGGAUCCCCGGAUCUUGACAGCUGGUCCAACGAGGAGGGCUGUGGCGGCGGCUUCGUCACCAAGGCCAACCUCGAGGACCACAUCCGCUACGUCCACCUGGGCCUUGAGCGCCCGGUGCCGAACCAGAAGGCCCCCAACAUCCUCGACGACAUCGCCGGCACGAAGCGAACCGUCCUCUGUAUCAUGCCGGGAUGCACGGCGCGCUUCAUCCGCCACCACGAUCUCCAAGUUCACCUCGAGCACCACCCCCCGCCCUCCCCGACCGCUCCGCGUAUGGACCAGAUCGAGGCCGCCCUCCUCAGCCUAGCAGAAGACCCUGCCGACAACAGCACGCCCUUUGGCGAAGACCGCGAGAUGCCGGAGCUACCCUUGUACGGCAUUAUCCCCGGCGUGACAGACUUUGUCGGCGGCGGCGACAUCCCCGGCCCGAACGACGACUUCUGGAUCGGUGCGGCCGACGAAUUUGGCACGCCGCCGCAGGCGUGGCAGGAGGAGGAGGCGGCCAUGCGCGCACUCAUCGACGAGGACUUCUCACAGUUCGUUGACCCGGCGCUCGGAAGCACAGCUUAA